Messenger RNA from Podarcis lilfordi (Lilford's wall lizard), 17821 nucleotides. The record is from the annotation of a GenBank genome assembly. Lineage: Eukaryota; Metazoa; Chordata; Lepidosauria; Squamata; Lacertidae.
AGGAAGUAGUGGCUUCCCGUGUAGAAAUAGGGGCGUAGCCACAGCUGAGCCGAGCGACAGUCCAGGCGCAAGGAGGAAGGAGAGAAGACUACAGCCAGAACUAAACAACUGGGGCAAAAGCAAGGGGAAAAGGAAGGAAGGAAGGAAGGAAAAUGGGGACGUGGAACUGUCAGCAACAGCGGGAAUAAAUCUGAGGGGGGGACCACACCGACACCUCCCCCCUCAAAAAAGGUGAGCACUGCAGAGUACAAUUGCCAGCACAAAAACAGCCCUAGAAAGUUGCUUCGUAAGUUACAGGUUUCCGGCACGCAAGUCACUUCCGUGCUGGGAAGUGGCAUCUCCUGAGAAGAGGACCACAGAGAGGACAGCUGCGUUUGUCUCUGAGGAUAGCCAAUGUGGAGCCGCCUUCCAGAUGUUGUUGCGUUCUCCAACUUCCAUCAGCCCCAGCCAGCACGGCCGAUGAGCAGGGAGGAUGCGAGCUGGGUGCCAGCAACAUCUGGAGGGCCGACAUGUUUGCUGCCCCUUGAGAGAUGCUGCUGGUCAGAGACGCUUGGCCGGUUGGAGACCUGGCAACGGCCCGUCUCAGCUGAAGGCGGCUUCACCAGGUGUAAAUUCCCACAUGUGCGGCGGUCUGGUGCAGGUGUGGGUCUGGUUGCGUUUCCGCAGGGCUGCAUCUGGCAUGGUUUGCACAGAUGGGCCUUGUGCGGUUUUGCGUGUUGUUUACACAGCUAGGCAGGGUGGGAUAGGAGAACCUGGCUUGGAAUACGGCGCGUGUGGUUUUAUGGACUGCUAUUUUAAUGGGUUUUCACGGAUUCUUAUCUGCUGCGCAAAUAAGGGGCAUAUAAACCACCUAAAUAAAUAAGCAUAAUGCCCUCUUGUAGGUUGUGUGUAAACGGUUGCACAUGCCUGCCUUUCGCCAUGGGCCAAAACUAAACUUGACCGUGUGACGUUGUUGCCCAUGACCCGGUCCUGAUCCGAAUCCGGAGGGUAGGACUCGAACCAAUGGCUUCAAGUUACGAGGAAGGAGAUUCUGACUACACAUCAGAAAAAACUUUCUGACAGCAAGAUCUGUUUGACAGUGAACAGGACGCCCCUCAGAAGGUGGUGGACUCUCCUUCUUUGGAGGUUUUUAAGCAGACGGUAGAUGGCCAUCUGUGAUGGAUGUUUUCGCUGAGAUUCCUGCAUUGCAGGGGUUGGACUAGAGGACCCUCAAGGUCCCUUCCAACUCAACAAUUUUAUGAUUCUAUGAAUCGGGCCUCCUCCUUACAUCUGCUGAUUUGCCAUGGGAGGAGAAGCCCUGGGGGAAGCCUGGAUACUCUGUUUCACCGGCCUCUGAGGGGACUGUGAAGGGCCUGAAAGAAAUGUGGGGCAGCCUCUCUCCUGUACCCCCCUCCCCAUCUUCCUUGGGGCUUCUUAAGGACCUGUCUGCCCUGAGGGAAGGCAGAAGCCCUGGCCAGGGGGAGGAAUUCAUUAUAGCAUUAAGCUUGUCCCAUCAGCGCAAGCUUGCUAGCUGGAACCAUCUACCCUGAGCCAAUUUGGGGGGCAGGGGGUGCACAGGGUCAGAGAGGGGGCAGGAAGCCCCAUUGCACCAGCAGAAAUCCUUGCAUUGGUUUCUGCUAAUUGAAUGCAGCCCUGCACUUAAGUUGCCCUGUGAAUGUUCUGCAGCAUCUGUUCAUUCUAAUGUUUGGCUUGGCAGUGCAGUAAAUAAAGAAAUGCAAUCAGUUCCCCCGCUAUUGCCUGCCCGUUGGUCGUUUGUUAAAAAACAACAGCAGCAGCAGCAAGGGGCAAACCACGUCAACACCAGCUCGGUCUAGUUUGGCCUGCAGGGAGUGUCCUCUCUGGGUAGGAAAUGUGUCAUGUGUGAGGAAGCUCUUUGGAGAAUGAGGAUUGGCCAUGUUUAGAAUUUAGAAAUCCUGGCAGCUUGAGCUGAAUGUCCCCUUGAGGCUGCAAAGUAUUUCUCCCUCCUUCUCCCAAAGGACGCUUCUUGGCGUUGUUGCUCAGGGCCAAACAACUCUUGAGCACAGACCCUAUUUUCCAGGGACGUCCCUGAUUUAGAGAAGCUGUCCCAGUUUCUGAUUUGAUCCUAGCAUGUCCCACUUUCCCUUAAAGGGAAAGGGAAAGGGACCCCUGACCAUUAGGUCGAGUCGUGGCCGACUCUGGGGUUGUGGUGCUCAUCUCACUUUAUACGCCGAGGGAGCCGGCGUACAGCUUCCAGGUCAUGUGGCCAGCAUGACUAAGCCGCUUCUGGCAAACCAGAGCAGCGCACGGAAACGCCGUUUACCUUCCUGCCAGAGCAGUACCUAUUUAUCUACUUGCACUUUUGGCGUGCUUUUGAACUGCUAGGUUGGCAGAAGCAGGGACCGAGCAACAGGAGCUCACCCCAUCGCGGGGAUUUGAACCACCGACCUUCUGAUCGACAAGCCCUAGGCUCAGUGGUUUAACCCACAGCGCCACCCAUGUCCCCAUUUUUCCUUAGGACGUCUUUAUUUUCAUUGGAGAAAUGUUGGAGGAUAUGGAAUGUUUAAUGUUUUAUUAUGUUUUUAUUUGUGUUGGAAGCCGCCCAGAGUCGCUGGGGCAACCCAAUAAGAUGUGUGGGGUAUUUAUAGUAAAAUGAUCAUUGUGGAAUGGGACGUGCCUAUUUUCAUCAGAGAAAUGUUGGAGGGUAUGGGAGCAUGUGCCGACAGACUUUUCUCUCUGGCAAGUGCCACUUCUGAAAGAAUUUGAUGUGCGGACAUAGGAACCUCGGAAACUGCCGUAUACCGAGUUAGACCUCUUUGGUCCCUCUAGCUUGGUCGUGUUUACACUAGGGAAGGGGAACCUGUGGCCCUCAUGAUGUUGUUGGACUGCCACAAUCAUUUUAGGCUGCGGAAGUGCACUGCAACAUUUUGCUGCAGGCCAUAGAAAAGUGCCUUUCAUUAUACUAAGUCAGAUCAUUGGCUCAUGGAGCUCAGUAUACAGCGGCUAGCAGCUGGAUUUAUGGCAGGAGUCUUUUGCGAGUCCUACCUGGGCGUGCCGUGGAUUAAACCCGAGGCCUUCUGAAUGCAAGGCAUGUAUCUUUAAAACGGCACAGUUCACACACUGAAGGGAAGUAUCAGCAGGUUUGGGGAAAACCCCAAGGUUUGCAGAAAGAAGUGGACCAGAUCUUUAGAGGAAAAAGUUCUAAGGGGAGACCCCCCACCAACAGUCUGGUGAUUUAGUGGGCAUGCAAUGCAGAUUAAGGCCACACCUGCGGCUUACCAUUAAAUCAGUAUUACACCACUUUAAGCAGUCAUGGCUUCCCUCAAAGGAGCCUGGGAACUGUAGUUUGUUAAAGGUACUGAGAGAGUUGUUGGAACGCCCCCAUUCCCCUCACAGAGCUACAAUACUCAGAAAUUCUCUGGGAAGAGGGAUUGAUUGCUAAAGCGCUCUGGAAAUUGUAGCUCCGUGAAGGGGAAAAUGGUCUCGUAACAACUUUCUCGGCACUUAUAACAAACUACAAUUCCCAGGAAUGUUCAAGUGGUGUAAAAGUGGCCUUUGUGUGUGUGUACAUGUAGGGGGGACAGGGAGCAUCUCAAACCCCAACGUUUAGCCUGGACACUGAGGUUCUCCUCCAAGGGCCUUCUGGUGGUUCCCUCACUGCAAGAAGUGAGGUACACAGGGAACCAGGCAGAGGGACUUCUCGGUAGUGGCUCCUGCCCUGUGGAACACGCUCCCACCAGAUGUCAAGGAAAUAAACAACUAUCUGGCUUUUAGCAGACAUCUGAAGGCAACUCUGUAUUGGGAAGUUUUUAAUGUCCGAUGUUUUGGGUGUUUUUAUAUGUUGUUGGAACUCUGAAUAUGAGCUCUCCACACUGCAACAUUUUGUUGCAGGACCCAAUUGUAUUUUACACCCCUCAGCCACACACAAACACUUCUUUAGAGAAACAGAUUGCAGGGGUGGGGUGCAGGGAGCAGGUAGGAGUGCCUGAAAGGCACCAACGGGGACGUGAACUUUGCACAUUCCCAGAAACCCUCUUUUCUUUACCAUUAUGCCUUGUGUUUCCACAGCUAUGUCCUUUGUAUUUUUUAAAAAGGAAACUUUGGGGAGGGUUCGAUAAAGAAAACGGUGCUCGUGGCAACUUUCAGACUUGGGUGGAAAGCGGAAUUUCUCCGCAGGUGUAGUAACUCGCCAUGCUGGGUUUGAAAUUCCCCUUUCAAAACGACUGUGGGGCCCUCUUCUCUUUUUCAGCCGGCCACCUAGGUUAGGGGGCUGAGCCUGUGUGCGAUUAGUCCUGUGACUCAGCCCAGAAUUUGGAGAAGAAACUGAAAACAACAACCUUCCCUCCCAGCUGCGGGCCCAUGACGUGACAUGUUUUGCCUGACCACAGGGAGGGGAGAAGUCUAGUCUGGUAUGGGUGGUGGUGGCAACUUAUGGGGCAAUAGGGAGAGCCAGUGACAGGCAGGACCAGAAACAUCUCCUGCUCCUUUGGUCCCUAUCCUAGAAUCAUAGAGUUGGAAGAGACCACAAGGGCCAUCGAGUCCAACCCCCUGCCAAGCAGGAAACACCAUCAGAGCACUCCUGACAUAUGGUUGUCAUCCUCGUCCCUGCCAAGUUGUACAAGGAGCAUUGAGGCCACAGAGGAGCAGGCAGCUGACAGCCAGGGCCACCCUCUGGGCCGGAUGCAAGUGAGAGAGCAGGCAAGGUAGGGGCAGGCUGAGGGCAGUGACAUCCCACCCCUUGCCCCGUGGAGGGGAGACGUAGCUGGAAAGGAGAGGUGCCGUAGCAGAAUGAGGAGGAAGGGAGGGGUGGCGCCACCUGGCUUUCCCAGCCAAGGCUCCUGUGCCCCUAAGAGCUGCGUGGCAGGCAGAAAUUCAAAAGGGGAAGUUUAUUCCCGCCCAUGCAUUUAGCUUCUGCUCGUCAUGCAGUUCUUAAAAGGCGCAGGAGCGCAGCAAGGGGGGGAAGUUGGCAACCCUAAAUUGGACUUCAUUUUUUCAGCUUUCGGUGCUGAUCUUUGUGGUCUUUUCUAUUGAAUCUUAAUCUAUCAUGCUUUGUUUUGAUAUUGUGACACGUCACCCCAGUCUCCAUGAGAGGGUGAUAUUCCUGCGGCUCCAGGGUUUAUUGUUCCUUUUGGGCAUGAGGCACAGCAGAGACUGUGGUGUCUUCAUUAUGAUAUAUGGUUUUACUGACACAUAUAAACAACCUGAGGGAUGCGGGUGGCACUGUGGGUUAAACCACAGAGCCCAGGGCUUGCCGAUCAGAAGGUCGGCGGUUUGAAUCCCCGCGACAGGGUGAGCUCCCGUUGCUCGGUCCCUGCUCCUGCCCACCUAGCUGUUCGAAAGCACAUCAGAGUGCAAGUAGAUAAAUAGGUACCGCUCCGGCGGGAAGGUAAACGGCCUUUGUCCCCUGCUGAUGGCCGAUCCAGCUAGCUCUGCCCAGAUGGCUUGGCUCAUGAGUGUAACUAAAUCCUGUCGAUUUCCAUCUUCGGCAAAGUUUAAUCAAGCCUUGAUUAAUUUUAACUUUUACUACAUCAUAACACAUUUAGGGGCAUCUAGCGCCCCCCUCCCGAACUCAUAACAAUAUUUUGCUCUCUUUGAUGUUUUGUGAGAGUUUGUUUAUUUUUAUUGGGCAUGCAUGGAAGUGAUUUAACUGAGGGUUGCCAUAUUUCAAAAAGUGAAAAUCCAGACACAAAUGCUUUUUGAGCUUUUAAUUUGGCAAAGUUGCUGAGCUUUUUUUUUACACAUUCUCAAAAAAGAAAAAAAAAAGAAAAAGGGAAAGUUUCUGAGCUAAGGAAAUUCGCCAAAAGCCAACACGUUUUGAAAUAAAAUCCAACCUGUGCAGCUGUUGACCUUCACAGCGAACGACCGAUAUAAGGUGCAGGAGCAGGCAAGGCCACAUUUCCCAGGUCAGUUGGCCCCCCUACUUUAAUUCUUUUGCAGCCUUUCCCAGAGGAACCUGGUGCGCAUAGGACUGAUGGCGUGGAACACGAUGAGAUGGACAAUAAGUGUAGCCAAUGGCAGGCCGAGCAAGAAAUAGGUGGCAGCAACUUACUCUGGUUUCAAAGAAUCACAGAAUUGCGGAGUUGGGAGAGUCUUGUGCCUGGCCCACUGAGCUAUCACUGUCCUCUUGCCUGCUGAGUUCUACAAGGGAAAACACUAAGGAAUCUGAGGAGGAGGAAGAGGAAUCUGGCAGGCCGAGCCACACCUCAGCCUGGUGGUCAGAAGGCAGGCAGGGGCAGGCUGGCCAAGGGCAAGCAGCCCUUGGUGGGCACUGCCCUGCUUGCCCUCACGGCCCAGCGUCCGCUGCGACCCUCCCCUUCCUUCUAUUGUCUCCCAGAUGUCCAAAUUUAGCUUUAAACUCUUCAGAUCAAGGAGCUAUUGUUUGGGGGGAAAGGGGGGAAAAAAGAGAGGGUGUUUAUGCUAACAUCUAAAAAUGUUGUGCACAUUGAUGGCCGCAGAUGAUGAAUUAACUGGGUUCAGUUAAUGCACUCGGUGGCACUCAGCAAUGUUUCUGAAUACCAGUUGCUGGAAAUUGCAGAAGGUGGGAGGGAUCUUGUGCUCGGGUCCUGCUUGGGGGUUCCCCCAAAAGGCCCCCGGUCGGCCACGGUGAGAACAGCAUGCUGGACGAGGUGGGCCAUUCGCAAGAUCCAGCAGUACUUUUAGAAUUGUAGAGUUGGAAGAAACCCUGAGGAUCAUCUGGUCCAACCCUCUGCAAUGUAAAAAUAUGCCACUGUCCCAUACGCCCCAUAUGCAGAUUGAACCUGCAAUCUUGAUAUUAUCAGCACCAUGCUGAUACCAACUGAGCUCUCUUCUCUGCAUAUAUAUAUAUAUAUAUAUAUAUAUAGUCUCCAACAAUAUUUCAAAGCAUUUAUCAUCAUAUAAUUUUUUAAAAAAACAUACAAAGUUUCUUCUUGACUUCCCACCCUUCCUUCUUGAUGUUUGUUUUUUAUUCCUUCUUAUGAGCUAUUUUGUGGGACGAGGGUGGCGCUGUGGGUUAAACCACAGAGCCCAGGGCUUGCCAAUCAGAAGGUCAGCGGUUCGAAUCCCCGCAAUGGGGUAAGCUCCCGUUGCUCGGUCCCUGCUCCUGCCAACCUAGCAGUUCGAAAGCACGUGAAAGUGCAAGUAGAUAAAUAGGUACCACUCAGGCGGGAAGGUAAACGAUGUUUCUGUGCGCUGCUCUGGUUCGCCAGAAGCGGCUUAGUCAUGCUGGCCACAUGACCCGGAAGCUGUAUGCCGGCUCCCUUGGCCAAUUAAGUGAGAUGAGCGCCACAACUUCAGAGUCGUGACUGGACCUAAUGGUCAGGAGUCCCUUUACCUUUUUAUGAGCUAUUUUCUUCGGUUCUUAUGAAUUGACAGGGCUCAGAGACUAGAGAUUUAGCUGGAGCAUACUAUUUUCUUCUCCAAACACCCCACCAAUCUUUAGAAAGCAGGAACUGCUACAUUCUGGGAUGAGACUUGCGGGGGACAAGGAAUUAGCUAAUCUCCUUUCUUCUCUGCUGCCCAGGACAAGGGGGAAAGCGAUUUUCUUGGCCACAAGAGUCUUCGGCCAGCAGGCAGAGAAUAAACCAAAAGAAGGAUGGAGGAAAUGGACGUGAUAGUGGAAGAAGAGAUGCGACUGGACGUCAGUGCGACAGCCACAGAGGAACAGGUAAGGGGCUGAUGUACCUCUCAGAGGAAUAAGGGCCAAGCAGAACCUUUGGCCUUCUGGGUGCUGCUGAACUACAGUUCCCACCAGCCAGAGGUACCCCAUGCUUGAACUUAAAUGUGAGAACCAGAUGGGCCAUUGGCCUGAUCCAGCCAGCCUCUUCUCGCAUUCUUAAACUGCACGUGCGCCACUGAAAAUGGCAGCAGCCGAUAUCGUUCCCUCUAAAAACAAAUCUGGGAGGCUGAAUGCCAACAGAAUCGAAGGCAAAAUGGGACCGCUAGGAAACAAGAGGGCCGUAUUAGCAUGCUAGGCUGAGCCCCAAGAGGUAUGCAGGAGCACAAAUGAAAAGGGGAACUCGCAUCCAGUGAGGGCUGGCAGCAGGAGGGUCUGCUGGUUGAGCAAAACAGGAUGUCUACAUCCAGUGGGUUUUUCCAGCCAGAGCACAGUUCCGGCACCUAUCAGGUGGGCGUCAUUGCGGGCCGGCGCUCUCCCUGCCCACUUUGUGCCUUUAUGUACUUCUGAGAAGCCCCAAAAGAACAUUUCAAGUCAAAAGAGAAACUGGCCACUGUGUGCAAGUCUACACUUUUUUACAGAUCUGUGAUUCUACCUAGCUCCUCCGUUCCUGUAUAUGAUUGGUCAAGGCGGCCACACCCAUAGCUGUCAACCGUCCCUUAUUUGGCGGGAAAGUCCCUUAUCCCAGUGCUGUGUCCCGCUGCUGUCCCUUAUUGAUGUUGUCCCUUAAAUUUCCCAGGUUUCAAAGGAAGCAGCUCCUCUCCCUCCCUCCCUGCCGGCCAGGGAGGAGGGAGGCUCCAACUGUGUUGCUUGGCUGCGUUGCUCACCCAAUAAGGAGUCUAAGAACGACUGGGGGGUGGAGCUUGCAUGCCUUGUGCCAAUCAAAUCGGCCGCGUUGCCUGGGGACUCGCCUUUCUCAGUGCUUCCCAGCGGAGAGGUGACGGUGGUUUUCCUUGCUGCAUCCCCUUUGCUGGGUUGCUGCGCUGUGGGAACCACUGCUUGAGGCUUCGUUUGGCUGCUGGCUGGGCUUUCUGCCUUUGGCUUGGAGGAGCUCAGAAGUUGAACAUACCUGUGCUUGGAAAAUCCCUUAUUUUGGCUGCUGAUCCCUUAUUUUCAAGGCUGCUGAUCCCUUAUUUUCAAGGCUGCUGUUCCCUUAUUUUCAAAUCUGUAAGUUGACAGCUAUGGCCACACCACACUCAGGACUCAGCUACCUUAGUCAAAAAACAGCGUUUCGAAUGUGUUAUAAACAUGCAACACCAGAUGGCGCUGGAGAGCAAAAAAAAUUCCUUGCGAUUUUCCAUAGCGUUUUCUUUUCUUUCGUUAUAACGAUUACUGACAUUUACAGUGUUUUUGUCCUGUGUGUAGAUCCACCCCCACUCUCAUUUCAGAGAAAUUGUUUGGAAGGCACUUGCUCAUUGCACCCCAUAACCUUCUUUCUAGGAAGGUUAGAGACUUACUUUCAACCUUGCUUCCUGCUCCACAGCAGAUCCAGGCCUCCUCUCAAGAUGACCUCAGUCUCCUGCCAAACCCGGGUCCUCUUUUGCGUCCAAAGCAGAGAACACGGCAGACGGAUCCCGCGCGGCCCUGGAGGUCCCUGCCAGCCACCCCUACGGGGGAGAUGGAGAAAGAUCAGGCGGGUAAGAUGAGAAUGCCAGCCUGCUAUCGCUGGUCAAAUCCACACCAUGCAUGGCAAACACAAUCGAAUCACAAAGGAACUUUCCCUUUGCGGAGCUACAAUCCUUAGUAUGCUUGACAGAUUACAGCUCCCAGUAUUCUUUGGCAGAAGGCAUGUGCUUCUGCACAUCUAUGGUGUGUAUGAGACCUCCUUUCCCAAAUAAAUAAAUAACUUUUUAUUUGUAGCCCGCCCUCAGGGCGGCUAACAUCAUGAAACUAAGACAGUAUACAAAGAACAUAAGAACAGAAAAACAGGCAAUCAAUUACUUAAAAUACAUCUUAAAAUUAGUUCAGAGCAAAUUAAAAUCUGGACAGAUGGCAGUCCACGGGUAAAAUUGAGAGUGGUUAAUAUUCUCCAGGGCCAACUGUUACCACUGGUCUUAUAAAGGACCUGUGAGCGGGCUAGGAGGCCUCUUUAAUGCUUGUUCUUCUACAGAAAGAAAAGAAUCAGACUGAACCCCGACCAAAGUCCUGGCGGAACAGCUCCGUCUUGCAGGCCCUGCGGAAAGAUGUCAAAUCCCGCAGGGUUAACAACUUUAUUUUAGCAGACCAGUUCCUGUGCGUUUAAGCCAGAGAUGCCUGCAUUACCACAGGUGCUUUAACUUAAAAAGUUGCUUUAACUUUUAUUUAAAGCACAUUAAAAAGGGACGUGGGUGGCGCUGUCGGUUAAACCACAGAGCCUAGGGCUUGCCGAUCAGAAGGUUGGCGGUUCGAAUCCCCGCGACGGGGUGAGCUCCCUUUGCUCAGUCCCUGCUCCUACCAACCUAGCAGUUCGAAAGCACAUCAAAGUGCAAGUAGAUAAAUAGGUACCGCUCCGGCGGGAAGGUAAACGGCGUUUCCGUGCGCUGCUCUGGUUCGCCAGAAGCGGCUUAGUCAUGCUGGCCACAUGACCCGGAAGCUGUACGCCGGCUCCCUUGGCCAAUAAAGCGAGAUGAGCGCCGCAACCCCAGAGUCGGCCACGACUGGACCUAAUGGUCAGGGGUCCCUUUACCUUUAAAGCACAUUAUUUCUUCUCCCAAAGAAUCCUCACACAGUUACAGUUCCUAGCACCCUUAACACAUUACAGUUCCUAGGAUUCUUUGGGGGAAGUAAUGUGGUUUGCGCGUGUUUUAAGUGUACGGUGCGUGGAGUUGUGUCACCAUAGCACCAAUGAGACCCAUGUUCACAUUCCCAGUCGCCCCCAAAACUCAGCGGGUGACCCUGGGCCAGUCACCAUCUUUCAGACUGGCCUGCUUUGCAGGGCUUUUUGUGUGGAUAAAGUGGGGGAGGGAGGAAGAGCGGGGGAAGGUGCCGUUGUACAUGGCCCCAAAACCCUAGGAGGAAAGGAUUAUAAAACAAAACAAAACAAUUUUGGCCUGAUCCUGCCCUUAGGCUAUUUUUAGUGUCUGUGUAUAGCGCAAGAUUGAAACCAAAUGUUUGACAAAAUGAGCUGCGUCUAUUUUCUGACUUCCUAAUUAUCGCAAACAAAAUCCUGUAAACCUUUUGCUAACCCUUAUUCACUCCGUCAAGAUUAUACUUCCUGUACUUCUCAUGAAACAAACAAAAAACCCCUGCACCAAUCAUUAAGCUGAAGGGGCUGGAAUUACUUUUUCCAUUAGGCUCAACUUUUUCAGAAAGGCUGCAGAAACCCGUCUGCAAAAUCUAGCCUUUUUGCAUGAACUGCUCAUUUCUUUAAGGAAGGUGUUUAUUUAGAAAUAGGCAAAAAGCUUCUGAACUUCAAAAAGAAAGAAAGAGACGCUAUUUGUUCUUGUCCCGGAUGCUCCCAGUGUGUAGGUGCUAAAGUACACUGCGCUUGACAGGAGUUUGCAGAAGUUUCUGUUGAUUAUGAGGAAGUCAGACGCCAGAGACAUUUGCUUGGCUCAGGGCUGCUGCAACUCACCUUGAGCAAGCUAAACCCUGUAAGUUUUCUUCUUUUUUUUUAAAGAAUAAUUUUUUAUUAAUCGAUCAAUCACAUCAAAUCAAACCAAAUUACAUAAAUUCCAAAUUACACAGCCGAAUUUUAAAUUUUUGUUGGGGGUACCCAUAUUUCAAGUUCCGAAGGGAUCCAAUCAACUUCUUGCUUCUUACUGCUGUUUUAAUGUCCACAAAUCUAACCUUAUGAUGUUCACAGUACUAUCCAGUCCUUUCUUAUUAUUUUUCCACAUCUCUUGUUGUUAUUUUCAUAUAUUUUUCCUUUCUCUUUGUGACCUCUAAUAGUCUCCGCAAGCUGGUUAGAACAGUUUGUAAUCCUGCGUGGAUAUUUUUUUUUAUCCAGUAGCCAUAUCCAGACGUUUUCCAUAUAACAUCACUUCCAUACAUCAAAACAGUCUUAGCGUCAUUAAUCUUCACCAAUCUGCCUCCUUUCUCAAAACCUCUGAGGAGAUUCACUAGGAAUGCAGUCUGAAAACAAAUCCGUUCUUCCUCCCGGCUGUAAAUCCUUUGGCAAGAUGGUGACUCUGAAUUAAUUGCUGCGCCAUUCCCAAAAGCUCUUAUUGCUUCUCGGUCUCCAUAAAGCAUACUUUUGGUUAAAGUUUAUCUCCACACAGACCUUAAUCAUCCUGCUUGGGUCAGUUCAACCGACGGUUCUAAUGAGGAGGGGUUCUUGUAAAUCACAUAGAAGGAAAGUAAAAAAGUCCCCCCCCCCAUUCAGCCCCGUUGUCAACAUACCCCGCCUUUGGUGUAUCUUCAUCGUAAAAUAUUCCUGUUUCUCCAGCCCGUCGUCUUCUUUCGCAGAGGUCAUUUAAAUUAGCAGACUUCACUCCCUUCUUCACUUGAAAUAUGUGCAUUUGCUUCUUUGUAAUUAAUUAUUCCAAAUUGCUGCAACUAGUGCGCGAUCAGAGACAGCGUCCAGGAGAGCCGAUGUCCACACGGGGGCAUUCUGCCUAGGGCCCUCACCCCUUUCUUUCGAAUUAGGGGGUGAUUUAUGGGCACAGCAGGUAAGGGCAGUGUUCCCCAUUUCCUUGGGGCAACAAGGGAGGCUGCCUACUCCCAUAACAGCCUCUUAAUUACCCCGUGUGGGUCGGAGAGAUGGUAUUGUUGGCCAUCUUCCAAUGCGCCCCCUAGUGGCCCCCCGUAAGUUUUCAGGUUUUGUUUUAAUUUGAACGCUUUAAAAAAACAACCAGACAGUAUAUUCAUCCAUGUUUUAUAUCUGCGCUGUUAUAAGAAAAAACUGCUCCUUUUCCCUUAUGGGGUAUUCUGGAGCCCAUCUAGAGCCCUUAAGUGGGUUCCCUUUUGGUAGGAGAAAUUAACAGAGGCCAACCAGAGAAUAUUGAGAAGCAAAGCAGCUAGUAAGCAUGAUCUUUAUUAAACUGUUGCAACAGGGUGCUCCCCUCACACGCAGGAAAGGAGGAGGACCCUGAACAACGGUGCACAAGCCCUUAUAUAGACUCUUGAAAUUGCCCAACCCUGUAGCCCAAGACCGCCACCCCCUGAAACAGCAUACAUCCAUCACAGAAGGAGGCAGUCUACAGCAGAAAUCAUGUCUGCCAGGGUACAGUGGUACCUUGGGUUACAUACACUUCAGGUUACAGACUCCGCUAACCCAGAAAUAGUACCUUGGGUUAAGAACUUUGCUUCAGAAUGAGAACUGAAAUCGUGCUCCAGAGGCACGGCGGCAGCUGGAGGCCCCAUUAACUAAUGUGGUGCUUCAGGUUAAGAACAGUUUCAGGUUAAGAACGGACCUGCGGAACGAAUUAAGUACGCAACCAGAGGUACCAAUGUACCUGAUAAUAGUCACUGACUGCAUUACCUGGGCAGUCUGGCCAUUCUUUUGUGAUGGUUAAUACUUUAGUUCCUGACUCCAGGUCACAGGAUCACCCUAUUCAUACACAAAUACACCCCAAAAGACAAUUGAGGGGGGCGGCAUUCCCAUUUCCUUCCUUCUUGCAGAGAAACAUUUGAGGUCAAUUUGGGAGAGUCAAAAUGGCUUCAGGAUUGCUCUCCUGUACUAUUUCAGACCCGUGCUUUAUAUAGUUAUGUAUGUGUUUGCCUUGUACAUUUAUGAACAUUUAAUUUAUAUUCGAGACCUUAGAAUUCUUAUAACAGUGCUAAUAGGCAUUUGGUGUAUUUGGGGUCUUAUCCCUUCAGGAUUCCUGGGGUCUUGGCCCUCAAACAGGGCCUCUGCUCCUUUGGAGAAUUGAAGGCAUGGCGGAGACGGUUGUAGCUUUCAGAAAUAUGGCUUAUUCCCAUAUUUAUAUCUGAGUUUGGAGGGAGGGAGUCCGGAUCUUACAGCAUGUUCCUUUCAAGAGGGGUGUCUUUCCCACAGCCCUGGAGUCAAGGGCAUCUGCCCAAAAUGGAUCUCUUGUCUUUGUUCUCCCUUCCUCUUCCCAACACACCUUGAUAAAGACACUCUUUCCUCCCACAACUGGCAACCCUCAAAAUCCCCAGUCUCUGUUCACACCUCAGGCUAGCCCAGGAAUCCCUCAGCAGCUAGUAUUUCUCUCUUCACAUCUCAAAUAACCAAAAUACUACCACUUAUUAAUUUGGGGGGUUCAACCUCCCCCACCAAAAGAAAACUUACAACAAUAUUUAUUGGACUAGAAUGUUGCAGUCUUCUCCAAAGAUUUCCAGGCGUAUCCUACCUUUGAAAGACCUACAUUGGCUCCCAGUAUGUUUCCGAGCACAAUUCAAAGUGUUGGUGCUGACCUUUAAAGCCCUAAACGGACACAGCCCAGUAUAGCCCAUCGUUCAGGCCGGACACUGAGGUCCAGCUCCGAGGGCCUUCUGGCAGUUCCUUCACUGUGAGAAGUGAGGUUACAGGGAACCAGGCAGAGGGCCUUCUCAGUAGUGGCGCCCGCCCUGUGGAACGCCCUCCCUUCAGAUGUCAAGGAAAUAAACAACUACAGUGGUACCUUGGGUUAAGUACUUAAUUCGUUCCGGAGGUCCGUUCUUAACCUGAAACUGUUCUUAACCUGAAGCACCACUUUAGCUAAUGGGGCCUCCUGCUGCCGCCGCACUGCCGGAGCACAAUUUCUGUUCUUACCCUGAAGCAAAGUUCUUAACCUGAAGCACUAUUUCUGGGUUAGCGGAGUCUGUAACCUGAAGCAUAUGUAACCCGAGGUACCACUGUAUCUGGCUUUUACAAGACAUCUGAAGGCAACCCUGUUUAGGAAAGUUUUUAAUGUUUAAUGUUUUAUUGUGCUUUUAAUUCUUUUGGGAGCUGCCCAGAGUGGCUGGGUAAACCCAGCCAUAUGGGCGGGGUAUAAAUAAUAAGUUGUUGUUGUUGUUAUCAUUAUCAUUAUUAUUUGAAGUGAUGCAGGGAAACUGAAGGGGUGGUUGCCGAAAGCCUAACUCCCUAGGAUCCUCUUACUCCAAAUGGUCCCCUGGUGAGGGAGGCCUUUUGGCUUCCACCAACAGUUUUCCGGGGGGGGGGUAGGUACUUUGAAGUCUCCGAGCACAGGCUCAUGUGGCACAGACUUGGGCAUGCUAACGUGUGCCCACAACACAAAUUUGGGCAGGGAGAACCGUUCUGGAGCACAGGUGGGGACCUCAGAAGGGCCACGAAAUUCCACUACUGACAUACGCCUGGAGGUUUCAGCAGACGCGCAACCUCAGCAUUUCCAAACUUUGGUUGACAGUCAUAAGGGUUAGAAACUUCAAACCAGUUAAUGUUUUGAUUGGGUGACGCUGGAGGAUCUGAAGCUUUGACACCCAGGAUUCCCUGUUAUCCUUCUGCCCUCUGCGUAUGGCUGUUCUGCUACACAAUCUGUUCUCUUUCCUCUCUUCUCCCAGUCUUCUUCUCUUCGCUGACCUCUCUCCAAGCGGAGGAGUUUUUUGACAUGGUGGCCAAAGCCCAGGCCCGGAGGCUUGAUGACCAGCGGGCUGAUUUUGAGGAGGCUGCGGAAAUGUGUGCGGGCAACUCGAGGGUCUCUGAAGAGAAGCUCUAUGACACUAUCUUGGCUCAUCAGGUGAGCGAUGAGGUCUCCAGAUAAGGCCUGGGUGGACGUUGGUGCUAGCAGAGCCUCUUGAUGUUGAUGAUGAUGAAAAUGUUGAUACUUCCCUUCCGUCUGACGUUCCCAGGGUGGUUAACAUUACCUAUCCUGAAAUCCAACUACAGCGGGAUCUGCAACAAAAUGUUGCAGCAUGGAGUGCUUCUACUCAGGAUUGCAACCCCCCCCCAGCAGUCAGUCAGCCUCUUGCAGCUACUGAGCAUGCUCAGUCCUCCUUAAGGAUGGCAGCAAAUUCUCCUCCAAGCAGACACAGAAGCGGAAACUGCCUCAGUUUCCCUGCUCGUUUGUAGUCAGGAACCAAGGCCUCAGGCAAAUUAAUACGACUGGUAUUUGUUAUAGGGUCGUUGUACGUCCGUCCGCCCCCCCCCCCCCCCAUUCUGACAUUUCCUUUGCAUUGAAGCGAAUGGGAUGGAAUCACACAAUGACAAUGUGAUUAAUUACAUUACAUUCAGCCACAGCAAGGUAACUGACAUCGUUUUUAACAGAAGCUGAACUGCAGCUGAACUGCAGCAGCGCUGAUUGCAAGAAACAUGGCUUGGAAAGGACCUUGCUAACUUCCUACAGCCCUAGUCCUUGUGGACUGUUUCCGAGAUUCCCCCAAACAUUAGGGUGUUUCCCCCCCUAAAUACAUUUUCCCCUGUUCUACUUAGUGUUUCCUCAAGUUUGCUAUUACCUCCCAUUUGUGCAUGUUUUGGCUUUCUAAAUUAUGGCACUCAAACCCUAAACAUUGGAAAUGGAGGACUUGAUGUAGCUGUCUUAGGACAAUCCUCAUUUCAUCCUCAUAAUAACCUUGUGAGAUGGAUUAGGCUAGGAGAUGGCAGCUGACUCCGAGGUCACUCAGCGAGCUUCAUGGCUGAGCGGGGAUUUGAACCCUGUUCUCCCAGGUCCUAGUCCGACACUAACCAUUACACCACGCUGCCUCUCAGUCGGCUAGCAGAGCUCAGCAUCUCCUCUUUUCCUUACAGAGCCAGCGUCUCGAAGACCAGCGCACAGAGCCCCCCAUCCCAGUAGGAAUUCAGGGCCUACUGGAUUUGCUGCUCAAAGCCCAAGGCACCCGGAUGGAAGACCAGCGCUCGGCUCUCCCUCCUGGUCUCGGUGGGCCGUCCUUGCUGGGGGCGCACACUUCCUUCCCCAUGCAGUGCCUGAGUCCCCCGGCAGACUCCUCCCUCCAACAGAUGUGGUUCUAGUGACUCGAGACACAUUGCGCCGCAAGACGAAACCCUUGCGAGGCCUAAACUGAGCAAGGCAGCAUGGACUGAGAAAUUUGAAAAAGUUUCAUACUGUGAAGGUAUCCUGUGUUGUAGAAAGAAAAAGAGGGUGGGUGCAAAACUGAGGCAGCCUCUCUCCAAAUGCAGCACCGUAUUUGAUUCCCGGCUAAGCUUUCUGUCUUCAACAAACGUUUCCUUCUAACCCGUCUACAAGCAAAAUGGCCUGAACUGGUGGCAGAAGCAGUAGUGUGGUAUGUUUAUUGGGAGCCAUGGAAAGUCAGGAAGUUUCUGAGUCUGCUGGGACACAGCUUGGGACUCUUAAUCUCAGGGUUGUGGGUUCGAGCCCCACAUUGAGCAAAAAGUUCCUGCAUUGCAGGGGGUUGGACUAGAUGAUCGUCGGGGUCCCUUCUAAAACUCUAUGAUUCUAUGGUUCUACCUCUUCCUCAGGUGGGCAGAGAAAGGGGGGGGGGGGAGAGACCAGACUGAUAAACAAAUAGCAGACGUUAGAUAUGUGUGAUGAAUGAGGUAUUACAAGUGGAUAACUUGUCUUUAGGAGGCAUCAAGCUGUUAGAACCACCACUUUUUGCUAGAUUAAUCCACCAUCUUACACUGUAGCCUCACAGCAAUCUUUUAUGGUUUGAAAACCUGCAGCCCUCCUGAUGUUGCCAGACUUUGCCCUGGUCAGCGUGGCCAAUGAUCAUUGGAGCUGUGGUCUUUCAACAUUUUCCAUAGUCUUUCGUGUUCUAAAAUUAGGGUCAGAAUGUACUGGGGUGUUCGUGUGUGUGUGUGUGUGUGUGCAAUUGAAAUGUAAAUUCAGCUGAUUGAUGCUUGCUUUGAAAGAGAUCGGUUUUACAUGCUUCCAAUCUUUUAUAAAGCAAUGGUGAUGGGUACUGUCUUAUUUAGCUGCUUCCACGCUGUGUCCUGUAAUGCAAUCAUAUGGAAAUGUAAUUACAAUAGCGGCUCUAGAAAUGGAGCUGUUUUCCUCCAUCCUGCCAUCCCUGUCUGCACUACACAUUCAGGGUGCAGCUCUGGUGGGCCUAUGCAAAGUAUCCCAGCAGAGCAGAACCCUCUUUUUGUUCUUACCUGUAAAGGCAAGUGCAAAUGCACCAGAUAUUAUCUGUGCGAUAGUUACCUGUUUUUUAAUUUUUAUUUUAAGUAGUAGCAAACCAGGCGGAAUCACAACCCGAGAACUUGACUGCAAUAGGGUUUUUUGCCCGGUUUAUGUACAGCAGUCCACCUGCAAACCCUCGCUGCCCACGUCCACAGUUGCCAGCUGCUGCGUUGCAAAGCUAAGAUAAAACGGCAGCGGUUGGCUGCCCUUGCAAGAAAAGUUUGUCAUUUUUAUGCACGGUUGCGCUUUAGUGUGGUCAUCAUAAUAAAACUUCCUUGCGUGUUCUUGA